Molecule: messenger RNA, 756 nt
Organism: Clunio marinus
Lineage: Eukaryota; Metazoa; Arthropoda; Insecta; Diptera; Chironomidae
Source: the annotation of a GenBank genome assembly
UUGAAAGUGCUUUUCGAAGCUUUCACAGAACUUUUGAAAGAUUAUAAAGAUAGAAAAAAACUUGUGGAAGCUUUCAGAAAAUUGAAACAACAGCUGACAAAAUAUCAAAGAAUUUUGAUCAUUAACAGACGUGAAAUGAAGUUGAGCAUUUUUAUAUUAAUCGUUUACAUUUUUUCAUCUCAAGCUUUCCCGAUUGUUGAUUUGAUUGAGGGUAUCGUGGAAGAUUUAGCAGAUAUUUCUAAAUCAGCAGUAGACAAUUUUGGUGCCUUUUUGGAUGAUGCGUCAGAAAGAAUUCAGGAAAAUAUUGACCAAGGAAGUCAAGUGAUUGAUCCAAACAAUGGGAAUGAUAAUAGUGGGAGUGGUACUAAUGGACUUAUAGACAUUAUUGAUGGUGCAAUCAAUGGAGAUAUAGUAAAUGACGUAGUUGUCGAUCCAAAUGCGAUAAAUGAUCAAGUUGUAGAUGUUAUACCUGAUCAAGAUCCUACUAAUGGAACUGACGAAACAAACAUAGAUCCAAAUUCAAAUAAUGAUAAUAAUUCAGCGGUUGACAAUCAAGAACCUACACGAAGACGAGGAUUUGGACAACGUGCUAGAAAACGAAUAAGAUCGUUCUUUGAUUUUGGACGACGAACUUUUAAUGAUUUCUUUUCAUUGUUUUAAUUUAAUGAGAUUAGAAAAAUUGCUUUUUAAUCAUGAUUUUAUAAAAUGUAAUUUAUUCGGAAAUAAAUUUAAAAGUAAUGAAACGACACACGAAAA